Messenger RNA from Mycena indigotica, 3228 nucleotides. Its product is annotated as Importin N-terminal domain-containing protein. Gene Ontology annotation, cellular component: nucleus; cytoplasm. NCBI's taxonomy places the organism in Eukaryota, Fungi, Basidiomycota, Agaricomycetes, Agaricales, Mycenaceae. The record is from RefSeq and is a predicted model, not a curated record. Gene Ontology annotation, molecular function: nuclear export signal receptor activity; small GTPase binding. Gene Ontology annotation, biological process: protein export from nucleus; ribosomal small subunit export from nucleus; ribosomal large subunit export from nucleus. The transcript is spliced from 17 exons. The coding region runs from base 1 to 3228 and encodes 1075 amino acids.
AUGGAGGCAUUACUCGAUUUCUCGAGACCAUUUGAUGUCUCAUUGUUGGACCGGGUGGCCUCAUCGUUCUACACGGGCUCAGGCCAGGAGCAACAAAUGGCUCAGCUUGCAUUGACUCAGUUCGAAGAACAUCCCGACUCAUGGACUCGCGUCCCUGAGAUUCUCGAAAAGUCCGAAUUCCCUCAAUCCAAAUUCAUCGGCCUUCAAAUACUAGAACGACUUGUUACCACACGGUGGAAGACGCUUCCAGAAGCCCAGAGGCAAGGCAUCCGAAAUUUCAUCGUCGGCGAGACCGUCAAGGUGGCAUCAGAUGAUGCAUCCCUCAGGAGAGGAAGGACGUAUCUGAGCAAGUUAAACCUUGUUCUAGUUCAAGUUCUGAAGCAAGAAUGGCCACAUAACUGGCCCAACUUCAUUUCCGAGCUUGUUCAAUCUUCCACCGUCAACCUAUCAUUAUGUGAAAACAACAUGGCCAUUCUCAAGCUUUUAUCCGAAGAGAUAUUUGACUUUUCUGAGGAACAAAUGACGCAGAGUAAAACUAAAAACCUGAAAAACCAAAUGUCGGGCGAGUUCUCGGAGAUCUUUAAGCUCUGUUCCGAGGUCCUUAAAGAGGCCAACAAGUCAUCACUUAUCAGGGCAACACUCGAGACGUUAUUGCGCUUCCUGAACUGGAUUCCUCUGGGAUACAUAUUCGAGACGCAAAUCAUCGACCUGCUUUUGAACCGCUUCCUCGAGAGCCCCGAUCCUCAAAUCCGAAAUGUCACCCUCAAUUGUUUGGCGUCGGUUGCUGGACUCGAAGUGGGGCCCGAAUACGACGGCAAAUUCGUUGUAUUGUUUUCGAUGACGCUUGCGGCGAUUAACCGUAUGCUCCCCCCAUCUACUGACAUCGCUAGUGCUUAUGCCGAGGCGGAUGAUGCUGCACAACAACUCAUACUCAACCUUGCUCUAUUUCUUACGAGCUUCCUUUCUGCACAUCUACGGCCGUUGGAGACCCCAGAAAACCAGGAAGUGCUUCUCAACGCCCACAUGUACUUGGUCAAGAUUUCUCAAGUGGAAGAAAGAGAAGUUUUCAAAAUCUGUCUGGAGUAUUGGACCCUUUUGGUUGCUGGACUGUAUGACGAAGUGCAGGCCACCACUGGUGGGGAAGCUGGACUGCUUGUCGGUCUGAGUCUAAGCGGAGGCCGCUUGGAUGGCAUUCCCUUGCGCAAAGACGCGUAUGCUGCCGUCUUAUCUAAUUUGCGCCUUGUGAUGAUCGCCCGGAUGGCGAAGCCAGAGGAGGUUCUUGUCGUCGAAAACGAUGAGGGCGAGAUCGUACGGGAGUUCAUGAAAGAAGGCGACACGCUUGCGCUUUAUAAAGCCAUGCGAAUUGUUCUCGUCUAUCUAACGCAUCUGGACGUGUCCGACACUGAAACUAUACUGUCAGAAAAGCUCGCCAAGCAAGUAGAUGGCAGUGAAUGGAGUUGGCAAAACAUCAAUUCGCUGUGCUGGGCAAUUGGCAGUAUAUCUGGUACCAUGAGUGAAGAGCAGGAGAAACGCUUCCUCGUUACGGUGAUCAAGGAACUUCUUGGCCUCGUCGAACUCAAGCGCGGCAAAGACAAUAAAGCUGUGAUCGCAAGCGACAUUAUGUACAUCGUCCAGCAAUAUCCACGAUUCCUCAAGGCUCAUUGGAAGUUCCUCAAAACUGUCGUCAAUAAGUUGUUCGAAUUCAUGCACGAGAAACACGAAGGAGUGCAAGAUAUGGCUUGCGAUACUUUCAUCAAGAUCGCCCAAAAAUGUCGAAGACAUUUUGUCAUCGUUCAAAGCGGAGAGACAGAACCAUUCGUGGAUGAGAUUCUGAGAUCGCUUUCGCGGAUAACAGUCGACUUGAGUGCACAACAGGUCCACACAUUCUACCAAGCCGUCGGCACUAUCAUAUCAGCGCAACCGAAUAAACAAGUCCAAGAACGUCUUAUUUCUGGUUUGAUGGAGCUGCCCAAUAACGCUUGGGACUCGUUGAUGGCACAAGCAUCACAAGGCCUCGAGGUUCUCAAUAGUCUGGACAACGUCAAAGUCCUCUCCAAUGUUCUCAAGACCAAUGUUUCUGCUUGUGAAUCUAUUGGGACGCUCUAUCUUCCCCAGCUUGCGCGUAUUUUUGUCGACAUGUUGGGACUGUACAAGACAGUCAGUGCGACAAUAAGCGAGUCUAUUGCCCAAGAAGGUGCUGUAGCGAGUAAGACCCCCCGCAUACGACAACUGCGUGCAGUUAAGAAGGAUGUACUGAAACUUAUGGAAACCUACAUCCAAGCGGCUAGCGACUUGGAGAACGUCAAUACGAACUUCAUACCACUUCUGCUGGAUGCCAUUCUCGGCGACUACAAUAGUAACAUCCCGGUUGCUCGAGAAGCCGAGGUUCUCCAUCUAAUGGCUGUGAUUGUGAAGCGUAUGGCUUCCCUAUUGACGCUACAAAUUCCUGCUACGCUCGACGCUGUCUUCCAACCUACACUCGACAUGAUAAACCGGGAUUUCACGGAGUUCCCUGAACAUCGCACUGGCUUAUAUAAGUUAUUACGAGAAGUCAAUCUCAGAUGUUUCCCUGCGCUCCUCGGCCUGCAACCUGCCCAGUUCAAAUUAUUUAUGGACAGCAUUAUGUGGGCCAUCAAACACACCGUGCGAGAUAUCGCCGAUAUGGGGUUAACCAUCUGCCUGGAAGUUGUUAACAACUUUGCAUCAUCCCCGCCUGAGAUUUCGGGCUCAUUCUUCUCCCAAUUCUUCAUCAACAUCGUUCAAGACAUCUUAUUCGUUCUCACUGACGCCGACCACAAGAGCGGCUUCAAACUUCAGAUCACCGUUCUCGCUCGGAUGUUUGAACUCGUUGACACUGAGCCAAUACCUGCGCAGUUAUUCGACCCUUCACAGGUGCCAGAUCCGAGCAUCUCCAAUUUAGUGUACCUAAAAGAGUACACUGACAACCUUCUCCGCAAUGCAUUCGGUCAUGUCCUUGCGUCCGAUGUCCAUGAAUUCGUCGACGGGCUCGCGACGCACCACAACGAUCCCAAUCGGUUCAAGCUCACGGUCCGAGACUUUUUGAUCCAAACGCGGGAGUUCUCUUCUGGAGACAACGCCGAGCUUUAUCGAGACGACAAGGAGGCAGAACUGAAGAGGAAAGAAGAAGCCGAGCGGCAGGCCGCCAUGCAGAUUCCGGGAAUGCUCAAGCCGUCACAGCUAUCUGAGGACAAGGAGGAAACUAUGUAA